This is a messenger RNA of Diceros bicornis minor, 1311 nucleotides long. It is a transcript of the gene ATP6V1G2, whose product is annotated as ATPase H+ transporting V1 subunit G2. Gene Ontology annotation, biological process: proton transmembrane transport. Gene Ontology annotation, cellular component: vacuolar proton-transporting V-type ATPase complex. The transcript has 3 exons. Gene Ontology annotation, molecular function: proton-transporting ATPase activity, rotational mechanism. Lineage: Eukaryota; Metazoa; Chordata; Mammalia; Perissodactyla; Rhinocerotidae. The record is from RefSeq and is a predicted model, not a curated record. Bases 1 to 357 code for a protein of 118 amino acids.
AUGGCCAGCCAGUCCCAGGGUAUCCAGCAGCUCCUGCAAGCCGAGAAGCGGGCGGCUGAGAAGGUGGCAGAUGCCAGAAAGAGGAAGGCCCGGCGUCUGAAGCAGGCAAAAGAGGAGGCACAGACGGAAGUGGAGCAAUACCGCAGAGAGCGAGAGCAGGAAUUCCAGAGCAAGCAGCAGGCGGCCAUGGGCUCCCAGGGGAACCUGUCGGCUGAGGUGGAGCAGGCUACAAGGCGCCAGGUGCAAGGCAUGCAGAGCUCCCAGCAGAGAAACCGUGAACGCGUCCUGGCCCAGCUUCUUGGCAUGGUCUGCGACGUCAGGCCCCAGGUCCACCCCAACUACCGGAUUGCUGCCUAGGACCCACUGUAGGGCCUGACUCCUCCUGCCAAUGCCCUGCCUCAAAGAAAUUCCCAUGUCAAAAUCACCUCCCACCAGCAUCCUUCUCUCCUUUCCAUUCCCUAGAAAGUCUAGGAGGCAGGAUCCAGUAAUUCUUCUGUGAAAUUUAUAAAUAUCUUGCUCAGACCUGAAUCUCCUUAUUGUUCUUUAACCUUCACUUGGACCUUUAAACUCUCAAGUCACUCUGAUCCGACACCUCUGUGAAAUUUGCAGCAUGGAGAAGUAGAGAUGUGCAAAACACCCUGACUUCAGAGCCUGGCAGGCUUGGGACCCUCUCCUGACCCUUCCACUUGCUGGCUGUGCAACCAGCACAAGCUACUUAACCUGUAGCCUCAGUGUCCUCCUCUGCAAGACUAGAAUGAUAAUAAUAAUAGUAAUGCCUACCUUAUGGGGUUGCAAUGAUUAGGAAUCAUUCUGUAAAGAGCCUGGCAUGGUGUCUGCCUUGUGGUAGCUGAUUCAAUAAAUGGCAACCCUGUGAUAUUAUUCCCACUCCCUGCCUCCCUGCCAAAGCCUAAACACAGCUUCCUCACUUCUGUCCGUGGUUCUCUAAUUCUGCUCAUUCAUUCUGUGACCUGAGUAAUUCUCUGAAGAAUUAGUUCUUCCCACCUCUCUUUUCUCAGAGACCUUAUGAUCCAUGAAAAGAUGAAAUGAUGACCUCAUUUAGCCCCUCUGCAGUGGUUCCAGGAAGAUUUUGCAUUUCUUAGCCACUCUUUUUCUCUAAAUUGGUCUUUCUCUUUAUUAGAUUUUCCCCUUUUCCUAUUUCCCCAAAGACCCAUCAGAUGCUCACUGCUUCUUGAGAUCUAAAGUGAUGCUGUGUCCCUUCGAAUGCAUGGCCCUCCUUUCUACAUCCUCAACACCUUACUUUCCCUUUGUAACAAUAAAGAAGUGUCAAUAAAAUAGCUAUGGGCAAAUCAA